Molecule: messenger RNA, 1068 nt
Organism: Megalops cyprinoides (Indo-Pacific tarpon)
Lineage: Eukaryota; Metazoa; Chordata; Actinopteri; Elopiformes; Megalopidae
Product: meprin A subunit alpha-like
Exons: 7
Coding region: 1-1068 (355 amino acids)
Biological process (GO): proteolysis
Molecular function (GO): methyltransferase activity; metalloendopeptidase activity; 2-oxoglutarate-dependent dioxygenase activity
Source: RefSeq, a predicted model, not a curated record
AUGUAUCUGAUGCAUGCUUUUGCUUCUACAGCCUACUUUGAAAAGUGGAGGAUUGAGUACGCCAUGAAUACGUUCCACACAAGAACUUGCAUUCGCUUUGUCCCCCGGCAGAGUCAGUCAGACUACAUCAGCAUUGAGAGCAAAGACGGUUGCUAUUCGUAUCUUGGGAGAACAGGAGGCAGACAGGUAGUUUCUCUGGCCAGAUUCGGCUGUGUUUAUAACGGCAUCAUUCAGCAUGAGCUGAACCACGCGCUGGGCUUCUAUCACGAGCACACAAGGAGCGACCGAGAUCAAUACGUUCGCAUCAACUGGGAAUACGUCGCACCAUACUCGGUCUACAACUUUCAGAAACAGGACACUAAUAACCUCAACACUCCAUAUGACUAUUCUUCUAUCAUGCAUUAUGGAAGAAGUGCUUUCUCAACCCAGUAUGGACAAGAAACUAUCACUCCCAUACCCGACCCAAAUCAGCCAAUUGGACAGAGGCGAAAUCUGUCAGACCUGGACAUUCAGAGGAUCAACAGGCUUUAUGGCUGCUGUGACUGCACCCACAGUCACGAUUCCGUCAAGCUCCUGAAGUUUGCGGAUGACACCACCCUCAUUGGACUCUGCUCUGGUGGGGAUGAGUUCAUCUACAGAUGGGAACUUGAUCAGCUGAUGACCUGGUGUAGCCAGAACAAUCUGGAGCUCAAUGCUUCCUUCCACUUCCUGGGCAUCAUCAUUUCCCAGGACCUCAAGUGGGAGCUGAACAUUAACUCCCUCAUCAAAAAAGCUCAACAGAUGAUGCACUGCCUACAACAGCUGAAGAAGUUCAACCUGCCAAGGACAAUGAUGGUGCACUUCUACACUGCCAUAAUCGAGUCCAUCCUCACCUGCUCCAUCACCGUCUGGACCCUGAGGCAGGCAGGAAAGAUUGUGGCCGACUCCUCCGAUCCCGAACACAGACUGUUCAAAACACUACCCUCCGGCAAGAGACUGAGGUCUAUCAAGACCAGAACUACACGGCACAAAAAUGGCUUCUUCCCUUCAGCAGUUGAAGUCAUCAACAAGCCUCCUGACCCCCGCUGA